Symbiodinium necroappetens is the source of this 863-nucleotide messenger RNA. NCBI's taxonomy places the organism in Eukaryota, Dinophyceae, Suessiales, Symbiodiniaceae. The record is from the annotation of a GenBank genome assembly.
AUCGGAAAUACGGCGAGCUUCUGACUCUCUUUGCUGAAUGCGGGGAGAAUUGGGCUGAAUGCAAGAUCAGUUCUACAACCUCUACCGAUGAUGCGACAUCUGUUCAGGGCGGACAGAUCUACAAACGAUACAAGGAUCUGGUUGCCGAACACGGAAAGGAGAACGCAGACCGACUUAGGGCGGAGAAGAAAGCCAAGCAAGCUGCCCUCGGCAAUGCCUACGAAAAUGUGCCGUGGUGGUACACCCACCCAGAUUUCGCAGACCUGGAGGACUACGAAUUGUAUUUGGUAUGGGACGAAGCCAAAGUGUGUACGCCAUCCCAGCUGGCCGAUGGCUAUAUUUCGCAAAUCCAGCACUACCGGACACCUGUGGAUGCUGCCAUCGAAGCUCUCGACUGGAAGAUGAUCUCGGGCUUUAAGGAUGAGGCUACAUUGGAUCCGCUUGCAAAGAAGCUGGAUAAGGCUAUCGAGGACUACAACAAUGCCUUGAAACCGGUGAAAGCCUUGUUCGAGAUCAGUUAUGCUUCGGCGCAACGGGUGGCUCAUGCUGCAGUGGAGGCAGAACGGGGAAUGCUCCCCAUCGGCAUUCAUGGCGACGACUUCCGCUACACGGAGCACGGCCAAAAGCUGGUACUGGUGUCACUGAAUGUAUUGGUCGAUAACAAGAUGCAGGACAAGACGAAUGUUCGUUUGUCCAUCGCCCACUCGGAGUUCAUGGAAUGGUACUGGCUCAACGAGUUUUUCAAUCGGAUGGAAAAGCACGGGCGGUUUCUCGACACAGCUGCCAAAGUGGAGCUCGAAGAUGCAUGUGCAUUUCAGGAAGCGGUUUUCAUGGCCGCGAUGGACGGCACCAUGGUGGUAUAA